Molecule: messenger RNA, 828 nt
Organism: Cryptococcus amylolentus CBS 6039
Lineage: Eukaryota; Fungi; Basidiomycota; Tremellomycetes; Tremellales; Cryptococcaceae
Exons: 2
Coding region: 1-828 (275 amino acids)
Source: RefSeq, a predicted model, not a curated record
AUGUCUACCCCCCUCACCCCCAUCCCUUUUUCCACGCCCAAACGAGCCAGCAAGGACGACGACGAAGAGCCCAAGAAAGUCUCUCCAGUCCAGCGAAAGACACCUGACGGCCGAGUGCUCUACAAAGGUUGGUCUGAUGACUCUCUGGACACCCUGAUCGUUAGCAGCGAUAACAAGAGGUUCUACAUCGAGGGAUGCAUGCUCGAGGGGCAUAGCACCGUGUUCCGGGACAUGUUCUCUGUGCGAGCUGCCACCUCCCCACCCCAAACACCCCUCUCUCCUUGCUCAUCAGGAUCCCCCUACCCACGUCUGCUCGAGCUCACCGACACCACCUCCGAAGACUCCCAAACCAUCUGCACCCUCCUCUUCAUCCUCGAAGACGCCCAAUACACGCUCUCCCGCCUCGUCACCUUUGCUGGUGUCAGAACUGUACCCAUUCUUUACCAUGUCCCCCUCUUUGCCAAAAAGUGGGAGAUGCGAUUCCUGAUAUCCCACCUCCACGAAUGGAUCUGCAAAGUCGCUCUUGAGAGCUACAAGGCGCCGUACAACAAGUUCAGCCAGCAUGACUUUCUGAAGUUGGCAAUGUUGGCAGACCUGCCCUACGCUGCGCAUGCUGUGAUCAGCUCAUGGACGUUGCCAGUGGUUCUGCAAGAGUAUGGGUACUGGGCAGUCAGAAGUGAAGAUGCGCUGGACAUCAUGAAGUGGUCGAAGAAGGCUUGGGCAGAAUGGACACCAGAGUGGCUUUACGCGCUUCAGCAUUCUUCAGUCGACUCGCCGGGGGAUAAACAGAAAAGUGCUGCUUCUUCUAUCAAGCACCUCACAUCGUAA